UUUCGAGACGCUUCGGACUUGCUGAAAAUAAUUCUCGCCAACACACCAGAUUCCAUUUCGUUGAGGUUCCCUUGCCAAUGGUGGAUGAUUGAUUGCAUCGGACCCACUCCCAGCUUGGAACUGUGCUGCCAGGGCACUCUCAUAAUUUUUCGUUGCAUGAUUGGAAAAUCUGCUUCUCAAGAAAAAGAAGCAUUCAGCGCGUAUUGAACAGAUACUUCAAUUGUGCCGUCAUAAAUCCAAAAGCUGAGCGGCAAUGGCCUCGAAGUACAUUGACGUUAUGGGCGUUCUUUUGUUAUUGCUAGUAGCCUCAGAGGGCGUUCGGAAGUACCUGACAAUGCAAGACUUGGCGAGAAUCCAGGCUGAAGCUGCACAGUUAACUUCGAUGUUGGAACUGAACAACCUAGCUAGUCGCCGUCUACUCGCACCUCCCAGCGUACACCGAACUGAUAUACAACUGUUGUGCCAAGCACCCGGCAAAGAAUGCCUCCCUGGUGAGCAGGUUCGAUGCGAGAUCGGAACCCACCUGGGGUGUGACUGCGAGUACAUCAAGGCUUGCUUCCCCCGUGCUUCGGAGUGCUCCAAAACCAAUGCCACUCACGUCGUCUCGUGUGGUUUUUGAGUCCGUUCCACUAUUGUUGCAGCAACUGAGGCUCUAUCACCAACGUCCGAACUAUCCGAACAGAUCAAGCAAUGCGCUAGUCUGAUUCAACCAGAACCUGAUUCUAGUCAUCGUCGUGCCUGCAACUUCGAGGAGGAUCUGUUUGUCUGUCUUUCUGCCUGUUUGUCAGUCAAUUGCAGACAGCCGUUGAAAUCCACCGAAAGUAGGGAUUAUGCGGAGAGCAAUAGCUGUUUGUAUAUUAUACCAUAGUGCCACGUUUUACGAUAAUAUUAGGCUUACAUUUCCAAGAGGGUUUCUAUCUGCCCCGCAUUCUACAUGAAGGUUGCGAACAAGUCGGUGUUUUUGAUGAAGAUGGCAAUUUAUUCUGUCGUCAUCUUCCCCAAGUCUUAUUCAUAGAAAAGCAUUUUUACCUUCUCGUAC
Molecule: messenger RNA, 1039 nt
Organism: Physcomitrium patens
Lineage: Eukaryota; Viridiplantae; Streptophyta; Bryopsida; Funariales; Funariaceae
Source: RefSeq, a predicted model, not a curated record